UGAGGACCGAGCGCCUGUCCCACGGAUUCCAGCACUCAUCAGCUCUGCAAAUAUAUUGCAUCAACGCCGGUACUGCGAUCGGACUAGAAGUUGCGACCAACAAGAAGUGACCGCGCUGCCGCCUGUACCGACGUCAUGGAAGCUCUCGACAGCAACAACUUGCUUCAGAAUGCACAUCAAUCGCUAAACCCGACCGGAAUGAUGAACUCCGGAACGGUCAACGGCAGACGUGAGCACGUGGAUCGUGGUCAGCGGCCGACUAUCGGGCAGGUUGUUUACAUAUUCCUGAACAACAUCAAGCUCCGAUUUGGUGAACAUUCGACUGAGGUCAUCAGCAUCUUGAACAUCCUUGGUACAUUCCGAGCCGGAGAGAUGUCGAAGAAAGACACACUCGUUGCGAUCAGGCACACGCUCGGAGAUCAUGCAGACCUCAAGCAAGAUCUUCUGAACAUCCUGUUCCACAGGGAGGCUGACUGGGGCGUGGGUGACUUCGACUUCGGAUUCCGCCAGCCUCUCGAACAACCUAGCCCUAGCCCUCAAUUCCUGCAGCCCGCCCAUCAGCCUCAGAUGCGCUUACCCCCAAUCUCUCCACUAUGGCACGAGGUUGGUCAUGCCUACUAUAGCCAGCCUUGGUCUUCCGUCACCAACGGUCCGAUGCUCGAUCAUGUGCAGUCUCCCACUGGCAAUCACUCCAAUUCGCCAGCAAUUUCUUACCAAACGCAACUGUCUCCAACUCUCUCGCCAAGGAAGGGACCGACCACCACCGCUAGCCCAUCUGUGCUCGGAGUACCCGUCGCUGUACCCAUCGGCCAGCCCAUCGACGACAUGCUCCCUCCGUCAAAGAAACGCCGCUGUCAUCAAAGCUCAACAACUCAGGCUAAGGGGAAAGAGGAACCAAGAGAAGAAGAUGCCAAGAUCGCUCGCCAUAUGUCACCAUCUACAGAGACCACUGAUCGACUCUCAGUACCACCUCAGCCGGAGAAGAAGAUCAAGGAGGCAAACACCUCGUCGCAAGGAAGAGGAGGGCCCUACAUUCAUGGUCUGUGCGGCAAGGGAUUUUCCGGCAGGUCAAAGGUCAAGAAACAUCACUGGGGUAAGAAGCUUGAUGAUCUGGAGACAACUAGCGGUUGUUGGGCGAAGAACAACAAGCCAAACGUGAGCUGGAACGAGCAUCCGAGCUGCAGAGAUGGUGUGGCGCAACAAAAGCUAUCAUCAGCCGUUCCAAAACCGAGGACGGUGACUCAAAAAGCCCCCUUGGUCCCUCCGAUGGUACCUACCUCUGAAGACCGCAAUCAUUUUUUUGCCGACACUUCGCGGCCCUGCCGAGAGAGUGAGCAGCCUAUAGAAGACAUGGGCGCUUAUCAUUCUCAUCGGCUGCCUACUCGAUCAAGUUUCGACGACCUGCUCACUGCUGUCAACGUCGCAUGCGAGAUCGACGCACCACAGCCACAAGGACGCAUCGACUCAGUGGUCUCUCAUCUCGAUGCUCAGGCUGCCGCUGCUGAAUACAAUAGGCAGUACAUCACCAACUGGCAGGCCGCUUCAGAUGAUCGUCGUGGGGAGUCUCUUCCAUACGGUCGCCAAAACCCAUACACUACACAGGUACUUGGCCUUCGAGGUGUUCACGUGCCCGUACACAUGGCUUUGCCGGUUCUUGAUGGAUCGUACCAAUACCCUCCUCCCACACGUGCUUUCACCAACUCGCACUGGAAUAGCGACCACGAGGUGGCGUUCGACGGUUCAAGCCGACAGUAUGCCGCUCUCGGAUCGCCAUUCUCACCUGGUGCAGAUGAGGAAUACCGUCAGACCUAGCUAGUUAGCCAGUUCGCGCGCUCAACUGGGACGACAACGUAGACGGCUUUAUGGCAAGUGACUGCAGGUGUAAAAGAAAUCUGAACAAGAAUCCAUCGA
Alternaria rosae is the source of this 1911-nucleotide messenger RNA. RefSeq lists its product as uncharacterized. Gene Ontology annotation, biological process: regulation of DNA-templated transcription. The record is from RefSeq and is a predicted model, not a curated record. The transcript is spliced from 3 exons. Bases 136 to 1812 code for a protein of 558 amino acids. Lineage: Eukaryota; Fungi; Ascomycota; Dothideomycetes; Pleosporales; Pleosporaceae.